Molecule: messenger RNA, 3504 nt
Organism: Micropterus salmoides (largemouth bass)
Lineage: Eukaryota; Metazoa; Chordata; Actinopteri; Centrarchiformes; Centrarchidae
Product: polypeptide N-acetylgalactosaminyltransferase 15-like
Exons: 10
Coding region: 384-2330 (648 amino acids)
Cellular component (GO): Golgi apparatus
Source: RefSeq, a predicted model, not a curated record
GAACUGGUGUAGGAGCAUGUGGAUGUAUCAGGUGCAUCUUAUGUGUGAGCUCAAAUUUACUCGGGCUUUAGGACCGCGGGAUGAGAGGCAAAGUCUGCGCACCUCAACCGUGCAAAAGUUGAGGGUUUGUCUCGAACCUGUCUUGUCUGUCACUCGUGUCCCAGGUCUGGUGCUCCAUGGAUGCAGCGCCAUACUUCAGAAGAAUGACGGGCGGUUUAUUUCUUUUUCUACUUUUUGGAUAAGUAGAGUCUCAUCCCUUUGGUGAAAUGCAAUCGACUUCAAAGUUGAGUCACGGCACAAAAAUGGGGACUUCAAGACAUCGCUGGGCAAACUUCUGAGCGCCAUACCUCCCCCCCCCCCCCGUCUCCUCUGCGUCCUUCACCAUGAGGUUGUGGGGCAGAGCUACAGCUGUCCGGAGGAGGAUGCUCUGCCUCUGGCUACUGCUCCUCGGGUUCGCCCUGGUUACUCUGGUGCUCUCGGACCUCUUUAAUCGGGACCGGGACCACAGUCAUCAGAAACCUAGCCCUCCCCGCCGCCCACUCCAGCGCAUCCCUAGUGCACCGGACCUGGAGGUCAUCGUGGACUCCCGGGAUCCUGCAUUAGAGCUCGGUGUUGAUAUCGCACCGCUAAAAUCUCUGCAAGAAGACCAGCUGUUGUUCGUGCCAUCGACGCAGGGCACCAAGAAUCCUCCCCAGAAGAAGGGGAGUUACAAGGUGCUUCUGCCUGGAGCAAACAAAGAUACCCGCGCCACCAUGCCUCCGACGCACGGUGAAAUGGGGAAAGCAGUGCGGCUACACCUGGAGGGUAUUGAGAGGGAUAGGGAGCUUUCUGCGGUGCAGAAAUACGGUUUCAACGAGCUGGUCAGCGAGAGGAUUUCACUGCAUCGCAGGCUGCCUGAGGCGCGCCACCCUGAGUGUUUGAGGGAGCAGUACAGCGAGUCGCUACCAUCAGCCAGCGUUGUUAUCUGUUUCCACGAUGAGGCUUGGUCCACGCUCCUGCGCACCGUGCACAGCGUGCUGGAUACUGCACCCAAACACUAUCUGCAGGAGGUUCUGCUGGUGGACGACCUGAGCCAGCACGGUCACUUGAAGAGUGUGUUAAGUGAGUAUGUGUCUCAUCUGGAAGGGGUGCGUUUGAUUCGCAGUACCAGGCGCUUGGGCGUUGGAGGGUGCCGUACUCUGGGUGCUGCCAGAGCUGAAGGGGAGGUGCUGGUGUUCAUUGACUCCCACUGUGAAUGUCAAAAGGGCUGGCUGGAACCACUGCUGGAGAGAGUAGCACAGGACAGGACUAGAGUGUUGUCCCCCAUCAUGGAUGUGAUAGACUGGCAGACCUUUCAGUACAAUGCCACCCAGUGGCCAGUUAGGGGAGUGUUCGACUGGAGACUUGACUUUUAUUGGGAAUCUAACCCUCAGCUGCAAGAUAAGAACCCAGACUCAGCUGUUCAGCCUGUAAGGAGCCCAGCUUUAGGAGGCGGAGUUGUGGCCAUCGACAGACACUUUUUCCAGAGCGUGGGAGCCUACGACCCGGGGAUGCUGCUGUGGGGGGAGGAACAAAUUGAGCUGUCAAUCAGGGUGUGGUCAUGCGGGGGCUCCAUGGAGGUGGUUCCCUGCUCCCGUGUGGCCCACCUUGACCGCCACCACCCGCCUUACCGCUUCCCAGACCAGGAGCUGCUUCAGAGGAAUAAGAUCCGGAUCGCAGACACGUGGAUGGAUGCAUACAAGAAGAUCUUCUAUCGGAGAGACACUCUUGCUCAUUUCAUCAGGCAGUCUGAGAGCCCUAACAUCACAGAGCGUCUGCGGCUUAAGAGGAGUCUGGGCUGCAGGAACUUCCACUGGUACCUGACUACAGUUUAUCCACAACUUUACAUCCCCCAGGACAGACCUGCACUGUCAGGCGAGCUGUACAAUGUCGGCACUGGCAGCUGUGCAGACUACCCCCGAGGGCAUGGACUGCAGGGUGGGGCCAUGAACGUAGCACCAUGCAGUGGGACGGGCAGCCAGCACUGCGAUCUAAACUCUGAGUUGGAAGUGCGAUGGGGUCCCAUGGGGGCUUUGUGUUUGGACGCCAUGGGAGAGAGGGUGGUUUUAUCUCCGUGUCCCCCACACCGACCAACGACCAGCAGACUCCAGUGGAAGUUCAUAAAGCUGAGCGGUCAACUUGUUCACCAACAGUCCCAGUUAUGUCUGGAGGCUGUCAAAGAAGGAGGGCUUCCACAAAGCAGCCCAAGAGAAGUCAGCACCAACACAGGAGGUCUCUUCCUGCGCCCCUGCACCCAUCAUCCCAAACAACAGUGGCACUUUGAGCAGUUAGUAGCUCCUAAAGGUGCCUGAUACAGAAAGCACAAAGAGAUGGAUGGAUUUGCAAGGUGUCAAUCCUAGGCACAUAUUAUCAUAUAUGUACUAUGCAUAGUGGCAUACAGUAGUAAUAGUUUUUUGGCUCCACUUUGCCACUCGGCUUUUUUGUUCCUGUUUUAAGGAUUGCAAAUAGAAUUUAUUGUGUUAAAUAAUAAGUUACAUGGUAUAAUUAUGUUGAAACAAAGUCUUUAUUUAAAACUGCUUUCUAAUAUCCACAACUAUUCUGUAUUUAUGUACAUGUAUCAUAUCAAGUGUGAAAACAUGUUGAGAAAAAUUAUGAUCUUUUAUUUCAGUAAAUGCUUUUAUUAAUUCAUUUGUUAAUGUUUUUGUACACAUUUCUGAAAGAUCAAAGCAUUAAGCAGACAGAAUCUCAUCAAAAAACAAUACAUCUCUAUGAACUGGCCCCAUGGAGCAUGCAUUGUAUGGAGAUUGUGAAGGACAGUUGGGUAGUAUCAAGUACCAAAAAUCUGUAUGUAUGUUAUCCCUACAGUUAUUUGUCAUUUACCCAAAUUUUCCUUUGACCUAUAGUAUUAGUAGUAUUUUAGUCUAUUAAACAGAUUUUGUUCUGGAACAAAAAUGUAACCCCUACAACACCCUUCCUCUCUCUUUAUCUCAAAGUAAAGUUAGUAUUUAGGUAAAACAUGGUCAAAUUUGCACUGAAAUGUAACUGCCUAUAGUCGACAGGCCUCCAGUUAAUCAAGCUUGAUCUGUGAAUACAAACGAGAGGACAGUUAUUAUUUAAAGGACCAAAAUGUGGACUUUUGUGUUCUCUUGAGUAGGGCCUUUUUUCAUAGUGUGGGCUGCAAUUAAGGGCAUAAACAAUUAAGCAAUUACAUGUAAAGGAAAUUUCAAUGCAUUCAAGACCAGAGUAUACUUCCAAAGUAAAAAAUAGGUCCGUUAAAAUGUACUCUAGGUAGGCCUAAAUAAAAAAAAAUUACAGCAGAAAUAAUGUAAAUAAAACAUCACCAAAGCAGACAGCACAGAGAUGUAUAGAUAAUAUAAACUCUGCAGCAGCUGAUCACACAUAUAUAAAUGAAGGAGAAGCUGCAGUUUUUCAACACCCUGCAGUGCACACAUGUUGUGUUGCUAGGCAACUCAGUGGUUGGUGAAGCUCUGGUCUGUGUGUUAUAACAAUUAAAGAGUUUGUUAC